AUGGUGCAGGCUGGGUCUUCGCAGCCCACCUCGGCGACGACGACGAUGACGACGACGACGACGGAAACGGCCAGUGAACCGGCAAAGAAGCUUUCGAACACCGCGAGAGACAGGCUUAGUCACCGUCUUACACCAUUUGGCAACUAUCAUCAGUACUGUACGUCUUGCACUUUGGGACACAGCCCCAUUCCCCCGUGAACUCGCUUGAAUCGGUUGUUCGCUCCGCGCCUUGGGCAUGUCGUUCCGGUCACCGGUCCAGUAGAACGAAGCCUGUGCAAUUCUUCUGUGAACUGAUCGAGCUCUCGUGCUUUGACAGACUCCCAUCGCGCUCAAGUAACGCCCGACGCUCGCCUUUCGCUCCUUCCUCGUUCGCUCUUCUCCAACCAACGGAUCCUCGACCUUGGCUGCAAUGCUGGAAAGCUCACUCUCGAAAGUCUGACUUAUUUGGGUGCAACAAAAGCCAUCGGAAUCGACAUAGACCCGAUCCUCAUCGAGCAGGCCCGUAGUGCCGAAGCCGAGAUACGUCGAGAAAAUCCCACCGAACAGGGGCUCAACGUCGAAUGGCGAUGUCAGGACUUUAUGGCUUCCGACUUCCAGUUCGAGAAGAGCGAUGCCGAUACAAUCCUACUCUUCAGCAUCACCAAAUGGCUCCAUCUCAACCACGGCGAUGCCGCGCUACGCAGACUUUUCAAGGCACUUUACGAAGCACUACCCUCUGGAGCCGAGGAAAAUGGUCACGGAGGCGUGUUGGUGGUCGAGCCUCAGGAGAAAAGUAACUAUCAAUCAGCGGCGAGGAAGAACAAAGUGGGUAGAGUGAGAGUGACAUAUCGACUUGGGGGACAGUGCGAUCUCGCUAACUCGUUGACCCCUGCCGCUCGUGCAGGAUCUGAAGCCGAUGUUCAAGACGCUGGAAAUGUGGCCGCCUUUCAUUGCAGAGCUCGAGAGUGUAGGCUUUCGACUGGAAAAUACGAUCGAGAGGGAAGAAGUAUGUCUGCUCGAAGCUUCCAGCAUUUAAUCAUGUUCCCACGCUAACUCGCUAGGUCCAUUUUGGUCCAUUAGGGUGGUUUCUCGCGACCGCUAAUGGUUUGGAGGAAGUGA
Microbotryum saponariae is the source of this 1098-nucleotide messenger RNA. Lineage: Eukaryota; Fungi; Basidiomycota; Microbotryomycetes; Microbotryales; Microbotryaceae. The record is from the annotation of a GenBank genome assembly.